AUGACGUCAGCCCCCUACUUAGCAUUAAGAGUCAUGAACCAACUCGCUAUCGAUGAAGGCGCUUCCUUUCCGUUAGCCAUCUCAGUUCUUGAUCGUCAAAUGUACGUAGACGAUUUUAUUUUCAGUGCCGAUGACAAGGUUCUCGCUCGUCAAACUCGCGAGCAGGUUGUUUCUCUUCUCAAAAAAGGUGGAUUCGUGCUUCGAAAGUGGGCAAGCAACCUGCCUGAACUCCUUGACGAGAUCGACGCUACCGACCACGGUCGAGCUCAGAACCGAGAUUUACGCGAAGAUGAAAGUCUAAAAAUUCUCGGCCUCACUUGGAGACCAGAUCGUGACAUCUUCCAAUUUACUGUAAAAAUUGCCGGUUCGCCCGGCAAUACCAAAAGGAAAAUUUUGUCCGAUAUUGCUAAAUUUUUCGAUCCACUCGGAUGGGCAACGCCAGUUAUUAUUCAUGCCAAAAUUUUAAUGCAACGACUUUGGAUAGCCCAAUGUGAUUGGGACGAAGUCGUUCCGCCGAAGCUGUUUGAGGCCUGGCAGCAGUAUCGCACUCAUCUUCACAAACUUGAAGAGGUGACGAUUCCACGCUGGAUUCAACUCGGCCAUCACGUACUGAAUCGAGAAUUGCACGGAUUCUCGGAUGCCUCUACGAAAGCAUACGCCGCAGCAGUGUACCUUCGCGUCAUCACAGUGGAUGGAAUGGUCUCGGUCAAUCUCCUUGCCGCAAAAUCAAAAGUCGCUCCCGUCAGGACCAUGAGUGUUCCGCGACUCGAGCUAUCGGCAGCUCAAUUACUCGCGCGGCUCAUCGAAUUUCUUCUCGAAUCUCUCGACUUUCGUGACGUAAGCGUUCAUUGUUGGACCGAUUCCACAAUCACCCUUGCUUGGUUGAGCCGACCUUCCACUACCUGGAAGACCUUUGUCGCCAAUAGAGUAGCCGAGAUUCACACGUUACUUCCUAACACUCCAUGGCGUCAUAUCUCGACGAAAGAGAAUCCUGCCGACUGCGCUUCGCGCGGAAUCGCUCCAGACGACCUGGCCACAAACAUUCAAUGGUGGUCAGGUCCAGAAUGGCUUAGACAAUCGUCCGAUUAUUGGCCUAGAUCUAACUCGGAAUUCGAUCAUCACGCGCUAAGCGAACAACGCGAGCAAACACAGUCGCUCACUACUUUCGUUGUAAUACCGUGGGAUCUAGCACAGCGUUAUUCGUCAUGGCACAAGCUCCUCCGAAUAACAGCCUAUCUUUAUAGAUUCAUAAACAAUUCCCGCGCUCGGAAUACCGUCAGCAACUCGACGAUACGACAACCUGGUACUCAAACCUACUUAAAUCCGAUUGAAAUCAAGUCCGCUGAAACAUUCUGGGUUCGUUACAUUCAAUCCAAAAUAUUCCCAUGCGAGAUGUCGUCACUAAACAAGGCGACUCCGAUUAAGAAAUCUAGCCCAUUGCUUUCAUUAAAUCCGUAUCUCGAUCAUGACCAAAUUAUUCGAGUCGGUGGCAGGCUUAGGAACGCCACCUUACAAGAUGACGUUCGUAAUCCGAUUGUCCUAAAGGACCAUCCCCUGGUCAGGAUGAUUAUCACGGACACCCACCGACGAACUCUGCAUGCUGGAUCUCAACUAACAUUAGCUCGUAUUCGCGAGAAAUUUUGGAUAUUACGAGCACGAUCUCUGGUCCGUGCUGUACUCUACAAGUGUGUACCCUGUACACGAGAGAGAGCUCAGAUUCAUACAGAACUUAUGGGCAACCUUCCGAAUGUCAGAGUAAACCGCUCAACUCGAGCAUUUGAACAUAGCGGUGUCGACUAUGCCGGUCCGAUUCUCGUACGAACCUCUAGUGGACGAGGUCAUAAGGCGCACAAAGCCUAUAUUUCCGUUUUCGUAUGUAUGACUACAAAAGCGAUCCAUCUCGAGCUCGUAAGCGACUACACGUCAGAAGCUUUUCUCGCCACAUUCCAUCGUUUCGUCUCUCGUCGCGGAUAUCCUGCAUCGAUUUAUUCAGAUAAUGGAACUACAUUCCAAGGCGCCGAUCGCGAACUUCGGAUCGCAAUUACAAACGCUCUCAAAAAUUCGGAUUUUCAAAAUAUGUUUUCGACCGACGGAGUAAAUGGCAUUUCGUUCCACCUUCCGCGCCCCACUUCGGUGGAUUAUGGGAAGCUGCCGUGCGCAGUGUCAAGUAUCAUUUGA
Odontomachus brunneus is the source of this 2178-nucleotide messenger RNA. RefSeq lists its product as uncharacterized. Gene Ontology annotation, molecular function: nucleic acid binding. The transcript has a single exon. Bases 1 to 2178 code for a protein of 725 amino acids. Lineage: Eukaryota; Metazoa; Arthropoda; Insecta; Hymenoptera; Formicidae. The record is from RefSeq and is a predicted model, not a curated record.